UGGCGAGAAAAGGCUAAAAACACUUCUCUUUUUUCGGACAUCAUAGUACCCAGUCCUUGAAAAAAAUUUACAUAACACCUUCUGUUGGCUUCCAUAGUAAGUUGCUGAGUAAGGGGGCUCUCUGAGGGGGAGGGGGCACUCAUUCUUUACGUUUGGUCGUGUAUAAAAGGAAAGGGUUAAACAGGUAGGAAGGCAGUUCAGGAGCAACAGCACAUCUACAGCCAACAUGACCAACACCAGAAUGAACAUGAGGGGCAAGAUUAUCUUCUACGAGGAGAGGAACUUCCAGGGUCGCCACUAUGAGUGCAUGAGCGACUGCUCUGACAUGUCCUCCUACAUGAGCAAGUGCCACUCCUGCAGGGUGGAGAGUGGCUGCUUCAUGGUCUACGACCGCACCAACUACAUGGGAAACCAGUACUUCAUGAGGAGGGGCGAGUAUGCUGACUACAUGAGCAUGAUGGGAAUGAGAAACUGCAUCAGGUCUUGCCGUAUGAUCCCCAUGCACAGAGGUCAGUUCAGGAUGAAGGUCUAUGAGAGGGAGAACUUCGGUGGUCAGAGUUACGAGAUGAUGGACGACUGUGACAACAUCAUGGACCGUUACCGUAUGAACGACUGCCAGUCCUGCCACGUGAUGGACGGCCACUGGCUGAUGUACGAGCAGCCCAACUACAGAGGCAGGAUGAUGUACAUGAGGCCUGGAGAGUACAGGAGCUUCAGGGACAUGGGCAUGAGUGGCAUGAGGUGGAUGAGCAUGAGGCGUAUCACUGAUUCCUACAACUAA
Molecule: messenger RNA, 781 nt
Organism: Perca flavescens (yellow perch)
Lineage: Eukaryota; Metazoa; Chordata; Actinopteri; Perciformes; Percidae
Product: gamma-crystallin M2-like
Exons: 3
Coding region: 227-781 (184 amino acids)
Biological process (GO): visual perception; lens development in camera-type eye
Molecular function (GO): structural constituent of eye lens
Source: RefSeq, a predicted model, not a curated record